This is a messenger RNA of Odocoileus virginianus texanus, 1740 nucleotides long. NCBI's taxonomy places the organism in Eukaryota, Metazoa, Chordata, Mammalia, Artiodactyla, Cervidae. The record is from RefSeq and is a predicted model, not a curated record.
AUGCAUAAUGACCGCAACGACACUUANGGGGGCGUCGCCGCCGCUGCAGCGGCGGAGCCUGAGCCGCCGUCGCAGGCGGGGCGGAUGGUCUUCACGGACGCGGACGACGUGGCCAUCUUGACCUACGUGAAGGAACAUGCCCGCUCGGCCAGCUCCGUCACCGGUAACGCCUUGUGGAAAGCGAUGGAGAAGAGCUCGCUCACCCAGCACUCCUGGCAGUCCAUGAAGGACCGCUACCUGAAGCGCCUGCGGGGCCAGGAGCACAAGUACCUGCUGGGGGAGGCCCCCGUGAGCCCCUCCUCGCAGAAACUCAAGAGGAAGGCUGAGCAAGACCCGGAGGCUGCUGAUAGCGGGGGUGAGGUCUGCGGUCGCCGACGCGCGGGUGCUCAGCUGUCAUUGGUGUGUGCUGGGGGCGGGGGCGUCUCCCCCUUCCUCGGGGAGUCCUUCCGCUUCCUAGUUUCUCGGGUGGAUGAGAGUCCUGAUUUUGAAAUACACAUAACAAUGUGUGAUGAUGAUCCACCCACGCCUGAGGAAGACUCAGAAACACAGCCUGAUGAGGAAGAAGAAGAAGAAGAAGAAAAAGUUUCUGCACCAGAGGUGGGAGCUGCCAUUAAGAUCAUCCGGCAGUUGAUGGAAAAGUUUAACUUGGAUCUGUCAACAGUUACACAGGCCUUCCUAAAAAAUAGUGGUGAGCUGGAGGCUACUUCCUCCUUUUUAGAAUCUGGUCAGAGGGCUGAUGGGUAUCCCAUUUGGUCCCGACAGGAUGACUUAGAUUUGCAAAAAGAUGAUGAGGCUACUCGAGAUGCAUUGGUCAAAAAAUUUGGUGCUCAGAAUGUAGCUCGGAGGAUUGAAUUCCGAAAGAAAUAGUUGGCAAGAUGAUGGGAAAAAAGUUGGGCAGAUAAGAUGUUAACAAUUUUUUGUGUGACCAUUGGACUUCAGAAAUUUUUCAGUUGGAACCGACACUAAUCUUUUGACCAAUUUUGUUGCCCUUUGAGUCCUAGAUUUUGUACCCAAGCAGAGUUGUGUUCAGUUCAGUCACUCAGUCAUGUCUGACUCCUUGCAACCCCAUGGACUGCAGCACGCCAUGCAGAGUUGUGUAGGAGGAUGAAAUAAAAGAAAUGGGACAUAUUUUGAGCUGUUCCGGGCAGUAUCAGUGUGUUUAUGAAAGGAAAAUUGAGAACAGAGAGGUUGGUUUACAUUGUAGUGAUCGUUUUCUGGAGUGGAAUCCCUGCUAUAUUGGUGAUAGGAGCUAGUCAUGAAGUCAAAGAAGGCAAGUUAGAUGGGUCUUGUGAAGGCAUGAAUAAAGAGCCUCCUAUCUUUUGGCAGAAGCUCCUCUAGAUUGUGAGAGAUUCCAAAUCAAGAAUCUAGAAAUAUGGAAAAAUUUAAUUACAAGGCCUUGAACAUGGACUGUCCCAAACUCUUGUAACCCUCAGUGAGCUCUGAUUUCUGGGGGGCUUUGAAAACCCUGUGUUUCUUUUGCCAGCUUAGUAUUUGGGAACCCUGUUCCUUGGCUCUUCUUUCCUUCGAGUGUGUGUCAGUGAAGUCCUAUCGUCUAGUUUUGUUUCAGACACACUACAAGAUAGUCUCAAGAAAAGUCUUAACUUGUUUACUAGUAAUGUGUUUUUAUUUAUUGAGGAUAGUUUUGUGCUAAGAAUUGUGUUAGAUUUAAAAAUUAGAGGAUUAAUUCCUCUUUGUUGUGUUGAUUUCAUUGUUGAAAAUAAAUGGAACUUUGUAUUUGAA